Molecule: messenger RNA, 1445 nt
Organism: Bufo gargarizans (Asiatic toad)
Lineage: Eukaryota; Metazoa; Chordata; Amphibia; Anura; Bufonidae
Product: glucose-6-phosphatase catalytic subunit 1-like
Exons: 6
Coding region: 118-1197 (359 amino acids)
Biological process (GO): glucose 6-phosphate metabolic process; gluconeogenesis
Cellular component (GO): membrane
Molecular function (GO): glucose-6-phosphatase activity
Source: RefSeq, a predicted model, not a curated record
AAAGAUCACAGUGACUGGCUUGAGAUGCAGACCGUAUAAUAGGCAGCUGCAGGCUGCAAGUAUUCAGAUGAAGAGACUCAAAGCAAGUAAACAACCUUCUAAGAGCUCAACAAAGAGAUGGAGACCGGGAUGGAUGCUCUCUACCACUCUGGAGUCCAAAUGGUCCAAUACCUCCAGAUGAACUACAAGGGUUCCCAAGACUGGUUCAUGUUCAUCUCCUUUGCUGCUGAUCUAAGAAAUACUUUCUUCGUUUUCUUCCCAAUCUGGUUCCACCUUUGUGAAUCAGUGGGCAUCAAACUCAUCUGGGUGGCAGUGAUCGGGGACUGGCUCAACCUUGUCUUCAAGUGGAUUCUGUUUGGCCAGAGACCAUACUGGUGGGUGCAUGACACUGAAUAUUACAACAAUAUGACUGCCCCCACCAUCCAGCAGUUUCCUGUUACCUGUGAGACUGGUCCAGGAAGUCCUUCAGGUCAUGCCAUGGGUUCAGCUGGAGUCUACUAUGUAAUGGUGACCUCACUGCUUACAAUCUUGUUGAACAAGAAACAUUCAAUCACUUUUAAAAGCAGAGUCUGGUGUGCCCGGGCUGCUUUGUGGGCUGGAUUCUGGGUUGUCCAGAUUUGCGUUGGUCUAUCACGAAUAUUCCUUGCUGCUCACUUUCCCCAUCAGGUUGUGUGUGGAGUCAUAUCAGGAAUGCUGGUAGCUGAGGUUUUUGGAAAUGUUCGAUACAUCUACAAGGCCAGUUUAAAGAGAUAUGUAUAUACCACUCUAUUCCUGUUCUCCUUUGCUUUGGGUUUCUAUCUGGUCUUGAAAGCAGUGGGAGUGGACCUCCUGUGGACACUGGAGAAGGCCAAGAGAUGGUGUGACCGCCCUGAAUGGAUCCACAUCGACACCACUCCUUUUGCUGGAUUGCUGAGGAAUCUUGGUAUCCUCUUUGGAUUAGGCCUGGCGCUCAACUCCCAAAUGUAUAAGGAAAGUUGUCAAGGGAAACUUUCAAGGCAGUUCCCAUUCCGUCUCUGCUGUAUGGCAACAUCUCUGUUAGUACUCCAUAUUUUUGACAGCUUCAAGCCACCUACAAAUGUUGAGAUGAUCUUCUACCUCCUUUCCUUCUGUAAAAGUGCUGCUGUUCCCUUAACCUGUGUAGGGAUUGUUCCAUAUUGUAUAUCCCACAUUAUAAACAAGAAAGAGAAGAUUCUAUAAGAGUCAACUGCACAUUUUACAUUGGACAUCUACAGGACACUAUUCCAAGAUGGUUGUCCUCUACCACACAUGUAAUUAAAAAGAUUACAUGGGAAAAUACAUUCCUGUACUAGUGACUACAGAAUUUCUAUGAAGGAAAAAAGGUCAAGCUAUGGAAUGAACUUCUAGUAGGGACUACAAGGAACUUCUAGUAGGGAAUCACAAAAAGACUGAUGUUUUUGUAUAGGGCUGCUCUACUGUCAAGAUCA